This is a messenger RNA of Alosa alosa (allis shad), 3259 nucleotides long. RefSeq names its product MTSS I-BAR domain containing 2a (gene mtss1la). Gene Ontology annotation, molecular function: actin binding; phospholipid binding. The record is from RefSeq and is a predicted model, not a curated record. Gene Ontology annotation, biological process: cell projection assembly; plasma membrane organization. Gene Ontology annotation, cellular component: cytoplasmic side of plasma membrane; actin cytoskeleton. NCBI's taxonomy places the organism in Eukaryota, Metazoa, Chordata, Actinopteri, Clupeiformes, Clupeidae.
GGCCAAGCUGCGGCACUUCACCAAUGCUCUUAUGGAGAAACUCAUCGGCCCUCUGCAGGACAGGAUUGAGGAGUGGAAGAAGACCGCCGCCCUGCUGGACAAAGACCAUGCCAAAGAGUACAAGCGAUCCAGGCAGGAAAUUAAGAAGAAAUCCUCAGACACCUUGAAGCUGCAGAAGAAAGCCAGAAAAGAACACCCGGGAAGGGGAGGUCACAGCCCCAAGCUUCAGGAGCUGCCUGUGGUGAAUGGAGAGAUCGCCAUGCUGGGAGAGGUCACUCAUCUGCAGGCCAUUAUUGAUGACCUCACAGUACUGACCACCGAUCCACACAAACUGCCUGCUGCAAGUGAACAGGUCAUGGUGGACUUGAAGGGCUCUGAUUAUAACUGGUCUUACCAGACACCCCCAUCCUCCCCCAGCAGUGUGGGCUCCAGGAAGAGCAGCCUGUGCAGUUUGGUCCACCUGCCACCUGGUGGCGCCCACCGCCUCAGCAGUGUGUCAUCUCAUGACUCUGGCUUCAUCUCCCAGGAUGCCAACACCCACUCCAAGCCUCCCUCUCCCAUGCCCUCCGAUAUCACCAGCCAGAAGUCCUCCAGCUCUGCCUCGUCUGAGGCUUCUGAAGUGUGUCAGUCUGUCAGUGAGUGCAACUCCCCCACUGCGUUUGGCUCAUCCUUUGCUACCUUCCGUCCUGUUCACUCACUCACUGGCUCCAUGAGGCCUCUCUCUUUCAUACUUCCUGUGUCCCCUCAUAACUAUUCCCCCGGAUCAAACACCCCCUCACCCACAUCAAAGGUUCCUUGCUGGAAGGAUUGGGCCAAGUCAAAUUCCUAUGAGCUGUCCAAUGCCUAUGAGCCUCGUGCGGCCUCUCAGGCUCGGAGAAAUGACCCUAUCGAGAGGCUCAGGGAUGCGGAGAGCCCGUACAUGACCAGAGGGAAUGCUGGGAUACAUCAGGAGGAUCCUCAAAGGGCAAGGAUGAGCCCUGUUACCGUGGCACCCAAGCAUAUGAAGCCCAUGUGCGCAGCUGCGAGUGAGCUGGCCAUGGUGUUGACGCGCGGCUUGACUGUGGAGCAGCAGAAGAGCAGUCGCGACUCUCUGCAGUACUCCAGUGGAUACAGCACUCAAAACACCACACCAUCAUGCUCAGAGGAUACCAUACCAUCACAUGGUUCAGACUAUGACAGCUACUCCAUGAACGGUGACGCCGACGUCGACCCUCAGGCGGACUUUGACAAGUCCUGCACCGUCCCUCGCCAUAGCAACCUGGCUCAGAACUACCGGCGAAUGAUUCAGACCAAGAGGCCUGCCAGCACGGCUGGGCUCCUUGCAGGCAUGGGCACCAAAGUGGGCACGCCGCCCCAUGGCGCUGCCCCUCACGGCGCCUACUCCCACCCUCACAGCCCGUCUGAGACCAACGGGUCCGGGGGUGUCACUGUCAGUGGAAUGGUCAUUUCCUCAGGGACAGCCACCAUUCGUCGAACCCCGUCGACUAAAGCCGGGGUGAGGCGCACCCCGUCGAACGUCGGCCCCAUUCCCAUCCGGCCCCCAAUCGUCCCUGUCAAGACCCCCACCCUCCUGGACUCCCCAGGGUUCCCCCCUCCGCCCCCGGAGACCAACGGCAGUCUGGAGAGCCUGUAUGUCGACGACCUCCCGCCAGGAGCCCUGGCCUCGCCCAAGCGCCUGAGCCUGCCCACCCAGCCGUGGAGCUCUGCCGGCGGGUACGACCCCAGCCUGUACCCCCUGCAGCCCUCCGGUCUGGAUCUCCAGCAGCAGCAGCAUGAGGAGAUGCUCCUGGCCGCUAAUCGCCACACUCUGGUGGAGCAGAUCGGCGAGCUGGUGGCCAGCGCCCACGCCCUGGGUGAGGGACAGUUCCCCUUCCCCUCCCAGACAGAGGGGGCAGUAGCGAGUCAGAGCCAGAACCUGGGCCCCAGGGAGAAGAUGCUGGUCCCAGAAGGGGAGGACAUGCUGAAGACCAUCCGCAGGGGCGUGAGGCUGCGGAAGUCGGUGUGCAAUGACCGCUCGGCACCACGGGUCAUGCCCUAGACCCAACCAUGCAGGAGUUUAUGCCUUUGGCUCUUGACCACAAGCUAAGGCUGAAGAUUGGCUGCCUCUGUCUCAAAUGUGGGUUGGAUGGUUAUAUAGGUUUUUUCAGGGUACCUCUGCACUUACCGAACUGAUAUAGAUAAACUGAGUAAUGUGAGAGUAUUUCCAUCUGAUUUUGCAAGACCUUGACAGGAGCUGUUUGGGAGGUGAUGGCUGAAAACCUACAUACCCACAGUGGCCCAUUUGUAACAGAAAUGAUAUCUUUUCCCUAGUGGAGUGCUUGUAGAAAUAUAAUAUGAAGAGUUAGCUAUAAUUAACAAGAGUAACUGCAAACAGCUUAACUAAACUGACAAAUUAAAUAACCACUGAAUGACCGCGGUCACUGUAAUCUCCACGCAUAUGCUGUAUAUAUAUGGACAUGGAUAAACAGAGAUUUACAAGUGGAAUGUUCUCUAGAUGAGUCAGGUUGCCUGACCUCCAGGGACUGCUGAAGGUGGACACUGCCAGUAAAGUUUUGAUGUCAUCGCUUUUCGAUGAGGAUAUGAUGUCAGGGACUAUAUGAUGUCAUGAAUCCCUUGCCUGUGGAACUGUGUACAUGUGACAUGUCGGGAUUCACUGGUAUAUCACACAUGACGACUGCUGACAACCACAUUACACUAAAACACUACAACAAUAAAAAAUAAAAUAAAACAAAAACACAAACAUAACGCCAAAGCAUUUUGUUCUUUAACCUUUAGAUACAUUAAGCACAAAAUGGCUGACACAGCACUCAGUAGAAUGGACCCCAGAGGUGAGCCUCAUAAUUUAACACUGCCAAAUGAUCGGCUGGAUGUCUUAUAUUCCCUUUACACUAUGUACUGUCUUUCAUGUAGUCCUUUUGAGGAGAGUAUAAAUGUUUUUUUUGUUUUUUUUAAUUUUUGUUUGUUUCUUUUUCUACUGUGUAGUGUAUGUCAUUUUUUCGUCUCAUUGUUGGUAGUAGUAGUGGAUCAGGGUGAGGGGAGAGAAAGUAGAUGGGACUGGUUUCCCAUUUGCUAAGUUGCUCCAAGUUACUUACCCACUUAUAUGGACUCCACGGUGAGUACCAGAACUCAUGGUAAACCACGAGCUGUUGAAAAGAUGAAAAUGCAUGUCAAAUAAAAUAACAAGCCAUAUUGUAGUGUUUCUUGGUUUUUUUCUUGCUUGUUGAGCAAUGUAACAAUUAUAUUUCUAAUUUCAAUGAAA